Morchella sextelata is the source of this 507-nucleotide messenger RNA. RefSeq lists its product as uncharacterized. Gene Ontology annotation, molecular function: nucleic acid binding. NCBI's taxonomy places the organism in Eukaryota, Fungi, Ascomycota, Pezizomycetes, Pezizales, Morchellaceae. The record is from RefSeq and is a predicted model, not a curated record. The transcript has a single exon. The annotation marks the transcript as partial.
UUUCUGGCAGGGAUGCACCGCUCCCUGGUUGAAAGGAAACCAAGUUUGGACCAGAACUUGUCGGUCAAGAACAGUCUCAUCUUCUACAAGAAUAGGUGGUAUAUACCCAAAGACAAGAAGCUUCAGAUGGAAAUACUGUCCGAUACCCAUGACUCUAAGGUGGCUGGUCAUUUUGGCCAAUUUAAGACACUGGAGCGGGUGAAAAACAACUUCUUUUGGCCCAACAUGGAUAAGGAUGUUGAGGAAUAUGUCCGGAGAUGUGAUAGCUGCCAGAGGAAUAAGACCUCCAGACAUAAGAAGUUUGGUAUACUCCAACUGUUGGAGAUACCCUAUCGGCCAUGGACUUCCAUCUCUAUGGACUUCAUUGUGGGAUUACCGGAAUCUAGUGGGUUUACAAAGAUCUGGGUAAUAGUAGACCGUUUUUCGAAGAUGGCACACUACUGUUACGGGCAUGCCAAGCAUUUACGGAGUGAGAGAAAGGCUAGUAGAUACUCCUAUACCCUUUAA